Messenger RNA from Saprolegnia parasitica CBS 223.65, 2241 nucleotides. RefSeq lists its product as hypothetical. Gene Ontology annotation, biological process: proteolysis; protein import into nucleus. NCBI's taxonomy places the organism in Eukaryota, Oomycota, Saprolegniomycetes, Saprolegniales, Saprolegniaceae. The record is from RefSeq and is a predicted model, not a curated record. Gene Ontology annotation, molecular function: aspartic-type endopeptidase activity; nuclear import signal receptor activity. The transcript has 11 exons. Gene Ontology annotation, cellular component: cytosol; nucleus. The coding region runs from base 1 to 2163 and encodes 720 amino acids.
AUGCUGCGUCGAGACCUUCGCAGCUGGCUGGUGCUGCUAGCGAUGGCCUACGUCCGCGCCACGGAUGUCUACCAAGAGAACCUCUACGGCAUCUCAUCUGGCAUAUCCUACUACAUGCGCAUCACGAUCGGCCAACCAACCUACUCGAAUGCAGCGCCCAAGGCAUCGGCUAAUAACACAUUCAAAUUGCUCAUCGAUACGGGCUCGUCAAAUUUGGCGGUGGCGUCGGCAAGCUGCUGCAGCGGUCUCAACUCUCUGCGCCUCUUCAACUGCGCUGCGUCGAGCACCUGCAAGGCGAAUGCCAAGAAUGACGCCGUCGAUGUCAGCUACGUCGUCGGCUCCUGGAGAGGCAAUAUGGUCCAAGACACAAUGUCGUCGAGCAAUGUAUCGGCGCUGCCCAACAUUCCGUUUGCAACGAUCUCGACGCAAAACAAUUUUUUUGACGGCACCUUUGAUGGCAUCGUGGGCUUGGCUUUUCGCUCGAUCGCCGAGCCCAUGAGCAACCCGCCGCCGACCAUCCUUGAAUCCAUGGUCCAGAACAAAAUUAUCGCCGACGUGUUUGGUCUCCAGCUCUGCGGCGUUCUGCAGCCACACGUCAGUGGUCAUUUACCCAUCGCGGGCCAACUCGGUACAGCGUCACCACCAACCUACGAGCCAUUGAGAUCGAACGGUACUCAUGUAGUGCUUGGCGGUAUCCAAGCGUCCAAUACGCAGCUCUAUCGCGGCCCUAUCCAUUACUCGCCGCUCGUCGUUAAAAAGUGGUAUGUCGUGGUCCUGACCGCCAUGGGCUUCGGGAAUCGCACCCUCAACCUUCCGUGCGCCGUGCUCAACACGCCCAAAGCCAUUGUCGACUCGGGCACGAGCAACCUCAUCUUGCCGACGCAAGCCUAUACGGCGCUGCUGGCCGAGAUCCGCACUGCGACGCUGGCUGCGAUCCCGUCUUUUCCGCUGAGCUACUUUAGCGACAGCGUCGUGUGCUGCGAGAGCUACUGCGACCCGUCUGAUCUGACGUCACCGCUACUGAACUUGCCGUCGAUCUCGAUUUCGCUUGCGCUGGAAGGAAGUUCCGGCGAGCAAAUUACUGUGACGAUCCCGUCCACAUACUACUGGCGGCCGCUCGCGGCAUCCAACGGCUUUGCGACAGUCAACUGCCGCAUCUUCGGCAUCUCGGAAGGCUCGGGCUCGAUGCUCGGCAACGUCUUUAUGGACGGUCUGUACAUUGUGCACGAUCGAGCGGGUGCCCGCAUGGGCUUUGCGGUCGCCGACAACUGCGCCAACAAGGCCAGCUCGAGCAAGUCGAUUACAACUCAAGGCGGCGGUUCGUGGUGCGAGUGCAUGGCGCCGGCGACGCGCAGCGGAAGCCUCGUGAGCGGUGGCUGGCCUGGCACCAAGCCGUGCUUCUUCUGGGCGUGGUGGACGUACGUUAUUGUAGUGGGCAUCGUCGUCGUUGGCGUCUGUCUCGUCAUCAUCGCCGUCCUGUGCAUUCGGAAGCGCCGACACCGCCGGUCGCUGCAGCAUCCAUCGUUCGCGCAGCUCCAAGAGACGCUGCUCGAGAGCGGACCGUCGCCGAUGCUGUCGUCCAACACUUCGGACGACAUCCUCGUGAUGGUCGAGGCCCGCAACACGCCUAACUUUGGCAUGGUGAUCGCGGGGCGGCCCGUCGUGACGGACUUUGCGGAGAUCAGCCCGACGCAGUUCGUCGUCGACGUGCCAUACCCGGAGCAGGUCACCGACAUCACGUUCUUCCUCCUCCCGCACUCGCCCGUGCCGCUGGGCUACGCCGCGGUGUUGUACUUUGCGGUGCCGCACUUGCAGAACUGGCAGCUCCUCGGCAGCGUCUUUGCCGAGAAGCCCAGCGCCAUCUUUCGCACGUCGUGGCCGACGCACCCGGACGUGGCCAACCAGCCCGUCAUCCAAGUCGGCGUCUCCAUCGAGCCCGUUGACAACGUCAAGAACCUCGGGAUUGAAGCCAGCGGCCUCACGGAGCGCAAGGCUUUUGCCCACAAGAUCGCGGUGGACCUCUUCAACUUCAUGUCGUCGUUCUCAACGAGCACGGAUCGAUCGCUCAUGGUCAUCCCGACGAACCUUCUCGACCGCUGGAUCGAGCGCUUUGAAGCCAAGUACCGACGAGACCCCAACUUUAUGAUGAAAGCGUCGACGUAAUACAAGAACCCGAGAUUGAGAAUGCAAGAAAAGGUCGUAGAGAGGAGCCGCCACGAAAGGCGAGGCUUAGCGCACUUG